Molecule: messenger RNA, 411 nt
Organism: Parnassius apollo (apollo)
Lineage: Eukaryota; Metazoa; Arthropoda; Insecta; Lepidoptera; Papilionidae
Source: the annotation of a GenBank genome assembly
AUGUCUUCCACGUGUUACAAUCCAUUUCUAUAUGCUUGGUUAAAUGAAAACUUUCGGAAAGAAUUUAAACAAAUACUUCCUUGCUUAGGCACAUUUGUAAUUAGAAAGUCAAAACGAAGACUUAAUCAGUCAGAGAGAACGGGUAUGUAUCGAUCGGAAAAAUCAUGUAAUGGCAAUGAAACUGUGCAAGAAUCACUACUGACUUCAACUGUAAAUACAAGUAGAAUACCUUCAAAUAGAUAUAAAAUUGAAUCCAACGACAAAAUAAAAACUUAUGGAGACGAAAAUAUAAGUCCAGAUGAUAAACCAGAUGAAAGUCCAAGUCCUAAUGAAGACUGUAUUAAAAUGUACAUGAUUGUAGAUAAGUCGGUAACGACGUCUGAUAAGGAGCCUAUAGUAUCUGCCUUGUAG